GCAUUCCUUCCCAAAACCCCAGAUUCCUCAACUCCCGAUCGCCGCCGCCGCCCCCAUUCCGUCCGCAAUGGCGCUCGCCACCAACCACGCCGCCGCCGCCCUAUCCGGCGGAGCCGUCACGCAGCCCCGCCGCGCCCCGUCCUUCCUCCCGCUCAAGCGCCGCACAAUCCGCGCCGUCCACGCCGCGGAGCCGUCCAAGCCCACCGCCGCCACCGCCGCCGCCGCCAAGACCUCGUCGGCGGCCACGGUCGCGCCGGAGAAGUCCGCGGCCCCCCAGGCCCCGAAACCGGCCAAGUGGGCCAUCGACAGCUGGAGGGCGAAGAAGGCGCUGCAGCUGCCGGAGUACCCGAACGCGGCCGAGCUGGAGUCGGCGCUGAAGACGAUCGAGGCCUUCCCGCCGAUCGUCUUCGCCGGGGAGGCGCGGAACCUGGAGGAGCGCCUCGCGGACGCCGCCAUGGGCCGGGCCUUCCUCCUCCAGGGCGGCGACUGCGCCGAGAGCUUCAAGGAGUUCAACGGCAACAACAUCCGCGACACCUUCCGCGUCCUCCUCCAGAUGUCCGCCGUCCUCACCUUCGGCGGCCAGAUGCCCGUCAUCAAGGUUGGGAGAAUGGCCGGCCAGUUCGCGAAGCCGAGGUCGGAUAACUUCGAGGUCAAGGACGGAGUGAAGCUACCUAGCUACAGAGGGGACAACAUCAACGGAGAUGCAUUCAACGAGAAGAGCCGCAUCCCCGAUCCCCAGAGGAUGAUCAGGGCAUACACCCAGUCCGCUGCCACGCUCAACCUCCUCCGCGCUUUCGCCAUGGGAGGCUAUGCUGCCAUGCAGCGGGUCACCCAGUGGAACCUCGAUUUCACUGAAAACAGCGAGCAGGGUGACAGGUACCGUGAAUUGGCACACAGGGUUGAUGAAGCCCUUGGCUUCAUGUCUGCUGCUGGGCUAACAUUGGACCACCCGGUUAUGUCAAGUACUGAAUUCUGGACCUCUCAUGAGUGCCUGCUCCUACCAUACGAGCAAGCUCUAACCCGUCAGGACUCAACCUCUGGUCUUUUCUACGACUGUUCUGCCCACAUGCUCUGGGUCGGUGAACGCACUCGCCAGCUUGACGGUGCUCAUGUUGAAUUCCUCAGGGGUGUUGCUAACCCUCUUGGCAUCAAGGUGAGUGACAAAAUGAACCCCAGCGACUUGGUGAAGCUGAUUGAGAUAUUGAACCCAACAAACAAAGCUGGGAGAAUUACCAUCAUUACAAGAAUGGGGGCAGAGAACAUGAGGGUCAAAUUACCUCAUCUUAUCCGUGCUGUCCGCAAUUCUGGUCAAAUUGUUACCUGGAUCACUGAUCCCAUGCACGGGAACACCAUCAAGGCUCCUUGUGGUCUAAAGACACGCCCCUUUGACUCUAUUCUGGCUGAGGUCAGGGCAUUCUUCGAUGUUCAUGAGCAAGAAGGGAGCCACGCAGGAGGUGUCCACCUCGAGAUGACUGGGCAGAACGUGACAGAGUGCAUCGGUGGAUCACGAACUGUGACCUUUGACGACCUGGCCGACCGCUACCACACACACUGCGACCCGAGGCUGAACGCGUCCCAAUCUCUGGAGCUUGCCUUCAUCAUUGCUGAGAGGCUGAGGAAGAGGAGGACCCGGUCAUCGAAGCUUAACAGCGUCUUGCCAUUGCCAUCUGGUUUCUGAAAUGCCUAGCCAGGAAUGGAACAGGCGGAGUAGAUAGUUGCAGCAGCGUUUGAUGCGUAUUCCUUUUGUUGGUGGGUGAUCUUGAUAAAAACUGUAUACUACUCGUGAGCUUUCUGUGUGAGGGGAGGUGGGGAGGGAUCUCUAAUGUUUAUGUUGGUCUAUAGUGCGCCGUGCACUUUUAUGUAAGGUUUCAAAACCGUUUCUAUUUAUGUCUUCUAUAUAUAAGAGAAUAAUAAUACAA
Molecule: messenger RNA, 1919 nt
Organism: Lolium rigidum
Lineage: Eukaryota; Viridiplantae; Streptophyta; Magnoliopsida; Poales; Poaceae
Product: phospho-2-dehydro-3-deoxyheptonate aldolase 1, chloroplastic-like
Exons: 5
Coding region: 68-1678 (536 amino acids)
Biological process (GO): aromatic amino acid biosynthetic process
Molecular function (GO): 3-deoxy-7-phosphoheptulonate synthase activity
Source: RefSeq, a predicted model, not a curated record